AUGGAAUCAUAAUUAAAGUUCAUUUGCAUUAGAUAACACAUGUUUUUGGAUUAGAAGUACGUUCUCUUACUUUUACCAAGCAAGAUAACUUUGAGUCAAUUUGGAAAAGAACCUAAAUACAUUUUAGAAUUGAAAUUACACAGCAUAAUUUCUUGGCAACUCAAUCAUUAGAAUUAGCUAGUUAGUUUUGGAAUCAUUUGGAAUAGAAUUGAAAAACUAUUCCAUUCUACUCACGAAGACUUAAUGAAGCUUAGAGAGGCAAUAAAGAAUCAAAUAAUGUUUAAAACUGUCCAUCAAUUGUACAAACCUCUCUCAUUGCUAGGAGGCAGUAAUUUAGAUGAGUUGUAUUUAUGUUCUGAUCUAAUCGAUAACAAAUAAUUUUAAAUCAAAUGCCAUGCUAAAAAUCAGUUUGAAGAUUCAAUGUCUCGUAUUUACAAUGAAAUAUAAUGCCUAAAUAAAAUAAAAUCGGAUUAUGUUUAAAGGUUACAUGAAGUAUUUACAGGAGAAAAUACUGUCUAUUUAAUUUAAGAAUACUUGGAUGGUGUCAAUUUAAAUGAAUUACUUAACAGAGUGACGCUGGACAAACCCUAGAUAUUAAUAAUAAUGAAACAAUUGCUUACUGCAGUUAAACAAAUUCAUUCCCAAAACAUAAUGCACAGAGACUUAAAGCCAACUGCAAUUGUCUUUUAAAAUAAAGAUUCAAUAGAAGGGCUUAAAUUAACAGAUUUUCAUCUUGCUGUACCGAUCAACUCUCAAAUAAACUUAUCGGAUUCUGGUACUCCAGGAUAUGCUGCCCCAGAAACAUUCAAAGAUAAUUACAAUGAAAAAGUGGAUAUAUUUAGUGUUGGUUGUAUCUUUUUUAAAUUAGUUACAAAAAGAGAUUUAUUCUAUGGAAAAACAACAAAUGAAAUUCUAAAACUUAAUAGAACUUGUAAAAUAGACUUAUAGAUUCUUUAAAUAUAUAAAUUAAGUUAAAAUGAGCUGAAUUUAUUGAAAGACUUAUUAGAAUUAGAUCCAGAAAAGAGGAUAAGUGCUGAAUCAGCAUUAUCUCAUCCUUAUUUCAAUAAUGAUACUAUUCAAGAGGAGUAAUUGGUGAAUAAUUAACAACAACCCUUAUUAGUACAAAACCUUCUAGAAAGAAGUAAUGGUUUUUUUCAAGCCAAGACUGAUAAUUUUGAGAAAAACGUUGAAGAAUUUUUAGUUGAUUCUGAAUCACCCAAUAUUUGUGCAGUACCAAUUUUCAAAGUUUUAAUGAAGGAUUCAAUAAUAUCAAACCUUCAAGUGAGAAAAAAAUCCAAAUUAAAGAAAAGUGAAACAUAAGAAUACUCUCAACUAAAUUUUCUUAAUCAUUUCUAAACUAGAAAGUCAGUUCACUAAACUAUUGUUUGA
Paramecium tetraurelia is the source of this 1389-nucleotide messenger RNA. RefSeq lists its product as uncharacterized. Gene Ontology annotation, molecular function: ATP binding; protein serine/threonine kinase activity. The transcript is spliced from 6 exons. Gene Ontology annotation, cellular component: nucleus; cytoplasm. Gene Ontology annotation, biological process: mitotic DNA damage checkpoint signaling; protein phosphorylation. The record is from RefSeq and is a predicted model, not a curated record. NCBI's taxonomy places the organism in Eukaryota, Ciliophora, Oligohymenophorea, Peniculida, Parameciidae.